This is a messenger RNA of Racocetra persica, 504 nucleotides long. NCBI's taxonomy places the organism in Eukaryota, Fungi, Glomeromycota, Glomeromycetes, Diversisporales, Gigasporaceae. The record is from the annotation of a GenBank genome assembly.
AUGUCCGAAAAAGUAAUUGAAAGUAAACAAGUCAGCAAAAGAUAUGGUGAUAAAACAGUUUUAAAUAAUGUUUCUUUUGCCGUGCGAAAAGGGACUAUUCAUGGUUUUAUUGGUCCUAAUGGGGCAGGUAAAACGACUAAACUCAGCAUUUUGACUCGUUUGGUCUUGCCUACGUAUGGCGAGGCUUAUAUCGAAAGCAAAUCGGUUAACCGCGACCCUCGCUUUAAUGAGCGAUUAGGUUUUAUUCCUGCUGAGCCGAAAUUUCAGAACUUGACAGUAGAAAAAUAUCUGCUAGAUUGCGGUUACUUACGAGAUAUUCCGAAAGAAAAAGUAUUACGAAAACUAGACGGCUCGCCGCUUUCCCAAUUUCGUUCGCAAAACUCCGACGAUAUUACUAUGAUUAGGAGAGGGCGCAUUGUUUACACAGGUCCGAAAACGGCUGACAUUGAAAAGACUUAUGAAGAGUAUUUUAUUGAAAAAGACCAACAAUUACUUGAAUUAUAA